CCUCGAAAAAGAAUGAAGGGUGAACUUAUGGACGAAGCUCCGGCUGGUAGCAUUGGCAUGACAUCUGAUUCCGGAUUCACCAACGCGGACUUAUAUUUUCAGUGGCUGGUACACUUCAAGGAAUGCACUUCACCAAUACUGAUUAUUGACAAUCAUUCAAGUCAUAUCAGCUUGCAAGCUACUCUGUAUUGCAGAGAGAAUAACAUCGUUGUACUUACAUUGCCACCUCACAGUAGUCACAAUAUACAACCCUUGGAUAGAACCAUUUACAGUCCUCUAAAAAAUCAGUACGCACUUGAAGCUGAUAAAUGGAUGGCACAGCAUCCUGAUAGAUCUAUUAAUCAAUACCAAGUAACUUCUAUUUUCGACAGAGCGUUUAAAAAAAUUGCUACUGUAGGUAACGCAGUUUGUGCAUUCAGGAUGACUGGAAUAUAUCCUUUUGAAGACGAUUUAUUUACAGAAGCAGAAUUUGCACCAUCUGCAGUUACUGAUAUGUGUAAUCUAUCUGCUGAUGCUAUAGCUCAAAAUAUACCUUCUUUGAACUCUAUAAGCACAGUAGACGUUAAAGAGAUACAAAGCCAUAAAGUUAUAUCUGUUACCUUGAUGGCACGACGCCUGUACAAGUUACGAAGAGGGUACAUUCACAUGUGAUUUUUGUGCAAUAGUAAAUUAAGUUUACGUGCGUACACUUAACCGAAGGUGUGCGGAUACUUUCCCGCCGAUGCGGGUAAAAACCCGCGUUUCCCUUGUUCAUUAAA
Galleria mellonella (greater wax moth) is the source of this 758-nucleotide messenger RNA. RefSeq lists its product as uncharacterized. Gene Ontology annotation, molecular function: nucleic acid binding. The record is from RefSeq and is a predicted model, not a curated record. The coding region runs from base 13 to 651 and encodes 212 amino acids. The transcript is spliced from 2 exons. NCBI's taxonomy places the organism in Eukaryota, Metazoa, Arthropoda, Insecta, Lepidoptera, Pyralidae.